Podospora pseudopauciseta is the source of this 3027-nucleotide messenger RNA. RefSeq lists its product as uncharacterized. Gene Ontology annotation, molecular function: actin binding. Bases 661 to 2697 code for a protein of 678 amino acids. The transcript is spliced from 3 exons. NCBI's taxonomy places the organism in Eukaryota, Fungi, Ascomycota, Sordariomycetes, Sordariales, Podosporaceae. The record is from RefSeq and is a predicted model, not a curated record.
UUUGAACUCUUUUUUCUCAAAUGCGUAAAGGCGGCGCUCAAAGAGCCAAAGAGACCUCGCCUAGGAGUCGACGAAUCGUUGGUGAGCUGUGGCGGUGUUUAAUCUUAUUCCUGCUCCCCUCAUUGUGGCUGACCCGUAGUGCCAUGCCGUUCCAGAAAGAGACCGCUGGACAUCUGCAAGGGUUCCCUGAAUCAGCAGCCUGGUGAUGCAAGCAAACGUUUAAUGAAUCUCCCCAGUCAGCAGCAGCCUUUCCAGAAUCAUCAUCACGAACCCGACGUAUCCGCCCUCCGUCUUGCCAUUGCUCUGAACGCUCUGGGUACCGUUCCUACCAGCAAACAGCCACUGCAUCCGCACUGCAUCCGCACUGCACCGGGCACCUCGCUCUCCGCCGCGCACUCGCUGACGACAACGGAGGACGGUAGCGCCGAGUUUCUAUGUGCCUUAUUAGCGCCUCGCUGCGUCUAUCAGGCUAUCAGUCACCAGCCAACCCACCCAACCACUGGACAACAACGACCGCUGCCUGCGAGAUUCACAACCUGUUGAUGUUGAGCCUACAGGGACAAUAAUUUCUGGGCUAUCUUUUCAGACUCCCUCCAAGCCGAAGGCCGCACGGAAUCACCGACCACCACCGCCGCCCGACCUUCCCCCUUUUCCCCCGCGAUGCCCUCAAUCUUGAAUGACGACGACAAGGAGACCGUCAAGCGCCAUGUGCCCAAGCAAACCAACAAAAUCCACGCCGUUGCCAUUGCUCGCCUCUACGUAGCGUAUCCCAAUCGGUCGAAAUGGACAUACACGGGGUUACAGGGUGCUGUGGUGCUGGCGAAUGACCUGGUCGGCAACACGUACUGGUUGAAGAUGGUGGACAUCUCGCCCGGAAACCGAGGUGUCAUUUGGGAUCAAGAGAUAUUCGACACAUGGAGUUACAACCAAGACCGUGUCUUUUUUCAUACGUUUGAGUUGGAAGAGUGUUUGGCGGGGCUGUCCUUUGUGGACGAGAAGGAGGCCAAACAGUUCUUGAAGAAGAUGAAUGACCGGGAGAAGAACGCGAGCAAGGCCACGCUGAAGACACCGUUUGGAGGCUCGGCGCAAGCUGCCCCGCACAAGCAUCACCAUGGUCUGCUUGGGGGUCUCUUCGGUCACCGUCACUCGUCCGCUCCCACUCCGCCCGAAUCGCCACGUGCCCCUGCCGCUUCGACGCGAGAUAGCAGAUCCGGGAGCGUCAACGGGUACAAUGCGCCGCCUGUUUUGGCACCGGCCCGCUCUGCCUUUGCUACCCUGGACGCCUUCGACCCGCUAUGGAGAGAACAUUUCGGAGACGAUUUGAAGGCACAGGGUCUUACCGACGACUUUAUCCAGGACAACCAGGACUUCAUCAUUGAUUUCCUCAAGGAACAGCAGGCAAGCCAGGCCAGUCAACCAGUCUCGGCGCCCCCUCCCCCACCACCUCCAGUCAAUGGAUCAGGGGCAGGACUGAGGGCGCCUCCUCCGCCACCUCCUCCGGCAGGGCGCCCCGAGGCCCCCUCGGCACCACCAGCGCCCCCGGCCCCGAGAAGAGGAGCAGCGCCACCUCCCCCGCCGGCUCCGAGAAGGUCAGCCAAUAAACUGGAUGCGCCAGCCGAGCGCGAGCCAACACCACCGCGAGAAGACACCCCCCCUCUUCCCUCCCGACCAAAAUUCGCUGUUCCCCCGCCCAUCGCGGACGCUGGCAAGUUUGCGCGUAUCGAGCCGGUUCGAUCUGUGCCGGCACCUCCAGCUCCCGGACCCCCACCGCCGCCUCGGCCACCAAAGACACCGAUCGAAGAUGGCGAACCGUCACACCGACAUGCCGUCCCUCCACCCUUUGCUGGACAGCGGAGCGUUCCUCCUCCUCCCCCGAGUCGCGGCACUGUGCCUCCCGCUCCACCGUCGAGAAAUGCGGCACCAGUGCACGCCCCGCCUCCACCUCUGCCUCCCAAGGCCCCGGCUUCGAGCGCGCCUCCUCUUCCACCGAUGAACUCUCGACCACCUCCUUCAUUGCCGGUUAGAAGCCCAGCUCCCCCUCUGCCAUCAUCCAACGCACCUCCUCCACCACCGCUUCCAGCUUCGAAUGCGCCCCCGCCUCCUCCUCUACCUUCCUCACACGCACCUCCCCCUCCACCCUUGCCUUCGUCACACGCACCCCCUCCCCCUCCUCUUCCGGCAUCCAGCGCACCCCCGGCACCACCCCUCCCCCCAUCGGGCGGUGCUCCUCCCCCACCACCACCUCCCCCUCCCCCUCCAGGACCAGGAAUGGGCGGUAUUGCCCCCCCACCUCCCCCUCCGCCUCCUCCGGCAGGAGGUAUCCCCCCUCCUCCUCCUCCGCCUCCUCCCCCCCCCAACCGAGACUCGGGGUACUCGUCCAGCGUGCCCGCCGCACCCGCCCUUUCCUCUGGCGAUCCAGGACGUGGCGCCUUGUUGGAUGGUAUUCGUGGUGCUGGCGGUAUUAAGGCACUCAAAAAAGUGGAUCGGAGCCAGAUUCGGGAUCGAUCUGGAGCCCAAGUUCCCGGGAAUGAUACGGGCCCUCAUGGGAGUGGUCUUCCGCCUGCGGGAGUCGGGGCUGCUGCUGCUGGGGGUGCGGCAGGUGGUGGGAUGGCUGAUGCUUUGGCGCUAGCGUUGGAAAAGAGGAAGAACAAAGUUAGCAAGAGUGAUGAUGAGGAUGACGGGGAUGACUGGGAUUAAGUGUGAGGAUUUGUGGAAGAAGAGGCUGCGUUGAGAGUUUGGUGAGAAGGGUAGUCUGACAUGAAGGGAAAGAGUAGACGGAGAAGUUUGUAUGGCUGGUUCAAGCGAGUUUUGCAAGGAGUAGGAGAAAGGGGUCGGGAGUUUGAGAAAGAGAGGGUACUUUGAGAUGGCAUCACGAGGUCCAAGGAUGUUCACAAAAGCGAAGAAAAGGGAAGGGAUAUGUAGAGCUAGGGGAAAUAGGCAAGAUAGGAAAAGAGUCAUUCUGAAUUCGUAGUUUGAAAAGAGCAUUACAUGCCACUCUUGCGAGCGGUUCGGGCAUGUCUCCUUUGG